UCCUUAUCUCUUGGCAACAGGGACGUAUUGGGGUGGAGGUUCUGUGAAUGAGGGCUUGUCUGCUUAAAAAGACUACUGUUCAGAAUCUUGAGGCUGUGUGACUUCAGCACAGAUCCUUUCCACAGCACACUAUAGCUUCUACAGUGCGCAAGCCGAGUAAUGGAGGAAGGACUGUUCAAGUAUAUCAGGAUUGGGGAUGGAAAAAUCAGUCGUGUCAUCCGGAUCGGAACCCGCAAGAGUCAGUUGGCUCGCAUACAGACUGACAGCGUUGCAGAAAAACUUAAAGAGCUGCACCCUGACAUCAUUUUGGAAAUUGUGGCCAUGUCAACAAUUGGGGACAAAAUCCUCGACACAGCUUUAUCGAAAAUUGGGGAGAAGAGUUUGUUCACCAAAGAGUUGGAAACUGCUUUGGAGAAGAAUAUGGUGGAUCUGGUCGUCCAUUCACUGAAGGACCUUCCCACCACGCUGCCUCCAGGAUUCACAAUCGCAGCUGUGCUCAAGAGAGAGAACCCCCAUGAUGCUGUAGUACUACAUCCGAAGAAUGUAGGGAAAACGUUGGCGAUGCUUCCAGACAAAAGUGUGAUAGGCACCAGUUCACUGCGUCGUGCUGCUCAGUUGAAGAGAAGAUUCCCCCACUUGGAGUUUAAAGAUAUCCGUGGAAACUUGAACACCAGACUGAAGAAACUGGACGAGAAGGAAGACUUUGCAGCCAUCAUCCUUGCUGCAGCAGGUCUAAGGAGAAUGGGCUGGGAAAACCGAAUCAGCCAGAUUCUGGAGCCAGAGGAUUGCAUGUAUGCUGUUGGACAGGGCGCUCUGGCCGUGGAGGUUCGAGCCAAAGAUACUGACAUCCUGGAGAUGUUGUCUGUGCUGAAUGACACCGACACUGUACUGCGCUGCAUAUCCGAGAGAGCCUUCCUCAGGCACCUGGAGGGAGGGUGCAGCGUUCCCGUGGCUGUGCACACAGAGGUCAAAGACUCUCAGCUUUACUUGACAGGUGCCGUGUACAGCUUGGAUGGUUCGGAUUUUCUGAAGAACACCAUGCAGACGAGCAUCGCUCCUCGUGAGAAGUGCCAGCAGGACGUGGACGAGCAGGUCCAGCGUGUGGGGGUCACAGCCGUCAAGAUCUGCAGUGACGCUCAGGGCAGUGCCGAGCGUCUGGGGGUGGACCUGGCCAACUUGCUCCUGAGCAAAGGAGCCAAGGAGAUCCUGACCGUGGCCAGACAGCUCAAUGAUGCCAGAUAAGGCCCGCUUGAGGGGCACGCUGCUCCCUUUGGCUCAUCAUGGUGCAAUCCAGUUAGGUUGUUCAGAGCCUCCGUAGUGUUUUGCAAUUGUUCCUCCAUAAAGCACCUCACAGAGACCAUUUGUCACUAAAAGAGUGUUUUCGGAAGGGAUCCAAACUCUAUUUUGUUUGCAAGAAUACAUUAUGUGCCCCCCCCCCCCCCCCCCACUCGUUUAAACAUGGUAGUCCAAUUAAUAUUGCUUAUUUUAUUGAUUAAUAUUUGUAGAAUAAGAAUGAAAGCGAUUAAUUCGUCAAUUGUCAUCCAUCUCAGGGGGGCCGCCAUUUUGGCAGCAUCACCCUCUGCUGUCAAAAUUUCACGUUCACAACGGCUCUCACGCUUACGUUGACACGUGACACGAACCUGGAAAACAGGAAGCGGACUCUCCGUGUAUGCUGCGAUAACUAGCAUGACUACAGGGUGGUGACAUGAUGAUUUUGAUCAAAAUUGGGUUCAAAAUGGAUGAAUUAAUGUUUAAUUAUUCUUCCACAAAGGCAAUAUCAAGCAGAAUGCUGUUUAGAAUGGCGAUGCAAUCAACAUAUUCUUACAAAACACAUUUUAGGGUUUAGGACCCCUUUAAAUGAUCCAUCCAUUUUCUGUAGCGCUUUUCUUCACGAGGGUCGCAGGCGUGCUGGAGCCGAUCCCAUGGGAGAUUAAUCGAAGACACUUAAUUGUCCGUAGGUGUGAAUGUGUGUACGAAUGGUUGUUUGUCUAUUUGGCUGGCGACCAGUUCAGGGUGUACCCCGUCUCUCGGCAGAAGUCAGAUGAGAGAGGCUACAGCACGCCCGCGACCCUAGUGAGGAUAAGCGCUUCAGCGAAAGGAUGGAUGGUCUUAAAUGGAAUCGUCAUCCAUCAAAAUGGCCUUCAAACUGUCUUCAAAAGCUUCUCCGAACCUGCCGACAGACUAGUAGAUUGAUAAAUAUUUGAAGGCUUGCACCACGUUUUGUAGGUUUGAGCGAUUUUUACUUUAGUUUGAUGUUCUAGCUGUGAGUAAUUAUUAACUUGAAACUCAUUUCACCUGUAACUAACUUUUAAGUAUUUAAGAAGUUGCAGUCAUGUUGCCUUGCAAGAUGCUGUCCUCAACAACGUAAAAAUGUAUUUUGCAUUUACCUUCUGUUGCCAGUGGUUGUCUGAAAGUAGUCUUUCCCCAAGCCACCUACCUGCAACACCCCAACAGAGUGACGUACUCACCCACAUGCGUAAAAAACCCCAAAAUAUCAUAACAAAGCAGAUUACAGCCAAUAAACAAGCACCUGCAAAUGACGAAAACAGAACGUCAGGGACAAGAUGUUCAAAAGCAAUCUGAUCAGAUUUUGGCUAAUGGAUCGGAUCGAUUCGUGAAAAUGGGUUGUUCAAAACGGAAAUCGCAUUUGAUCCAAAAGCGAAAUGAGGAUUAUUAUGAUCCCAGCAGUUAGGUGGAUUCGGGCGUUGAGGAAUGCAAAGCGUCUCGUCAGAACUCCAUUUAAACACUCAAAAGCACAUCCUGGCUUUUAAUCUUUCCAGGUUGAAAUUUUAAGUUUGGAAAUGAAGCACACGGAAUGUGUAUUUGCUGCUGCUUCUUUUUUUCGUGGAGUGAUAUUGAAAACGGGGUUCUGUAUUUGUCUUUUCUGUGCUGUUUGUUUCUUUAAAUAAAAGAAAAGGUGGGAAAA
Molecule: messenger RNA, 2926 nt
Organism: Phycodurus eques (leafy seadragon)
Lineage: Eukaryota; Metazoa; Chordata; Actinopteri; Syngnathiformes; Syngnathidae
Product: porphobilinogen deaminase-like
Exons: 14
Coding region: 160-1242 (360 amino acids)
Biological process (GO): heme biosynthetic process
Cellular component (GO): cytoplasm
Molecular function (GO): hydroxymethylbilane synthase activity
Source: RefSeq, a predicted model, not a curated record